CCGGUCCCCGCCGCAGCAGGGGGGAGCGAGGCGCGCCGGUGUCCCCGGGAGGGCUGAGGGGCUCAGCGUGGUGCUUCGAGGUGUCGUCUGGUUUGUCGCGGUUCGGUUCCAUUGUGGGCUGGUGUAAAAGGGAGCGUGUAGUGAUGCUUGCCCUGGUCCGGCGCGCUCCCCGCACCCCCGCGGGGCGGUGUGGGGGUCAGGCCUGCCGACAUCGCGUGUAGGCAUCCGUGCCGGGGGAAGUAACCAAAUUGUUCGGUCUCUGAAAUAUCAGUGAAGGGCCUUUCUGUGCCUGGGUUUAGUUACAGUGAAUUCUUGCUAAAAGAAGAGUAUCAGAAAAAUAUUUUCAGUCCUACAAAUCUAGGUUGUUCAGAGAGAUUUAGAGUAAUUCUUAGAGUAAAGCCGUGGUCGUGUGCAUGUUGGACACACUGAAAGGUAACUUGCUUUUAUGAAAAGCUGUACUCAAGUGUUCAGAUUGUGUAAAUCUGCCAUUCAGCUGCUGACUUAAUUCGUGCUUCAGUAAUGUAAGUUAACCGAGGAACUAAUGCACUGAUUUCUCCAAGCUGGAUGACAUACUUUUGAUUAUUACAUUUUCCAGUAUCUUCAAUGCUUAAAUGUAAAAUGAUGAACACCUCUAUUGUAACACAUGCGAAUUUAACUUCACUCAAUUAGGGUUUUUUUCUUCAUUUUAACAACAGUAUAAAAUGAAAGGUCAGUUACCAAUUUGACCAAUUGCAGUAUCAUAAAAUGCAUGCCAGUUUGUAUAAUGUUUCCUAAUAAUGUGCUGCUUUCUGUAGCUCUUUAUCUGGGCAGGUGUUUAUGUACAACCUGGACAUUAGAUUUAACUUGCUCUUCUGUAUAGCAAAUUAUUUUCAGGUGGUAAGUUAUUAGGGAGAUUAUGAAUUCUGCUUUUAAAACUUGGAGCUAAUUUUUAUGUUUCGGCCAAAUAAUUUUUUUUAAAAUGGUGAAACUUCACUGAUUCUACUUAAAUAGGUUUGCAUAGGACAGGGAAAGCAUAAACAUUCUUUGUUUUUUUUCUUUUUGCAGACAUUUAAAUACAAAUCUGUGUGAAAUUAAUGGGACUGUGGGUUUCAUGUCCUUAGCUUCAUGUGCCAACAUCAACUUCACAGGCAAUUCCGCAAAAAGAAAAGAUAAGUGUUUGGACACAGCACAUGCCUAAGUAUGCAGUCUGCUAACGUGCUUCUGAAAAAAAUUGUAAGAAGUUCUAUCCUUCCAUUUGCUGCACAACAUGGGAUGAAAAAGAAUUUGUUUCCACUCAGUAGAACUCUGAGUUUGUCACUUUGCCUGAAGCAGGACAAUUCAUGCAGUCCCUCAGAAAAGCUAGAUUUAGAUGCGUGGAAGAAGGUAGUGAAGUCUGGGUUGCAAGAAGAAGUCAGUGAGACGGUCUCUGAGCAUAAGGAGCUUUCCACUUUGGCUGCUGCACGUAAGGUUUUGGAGAUGUGGAGACUCGCUGGCAGAUCAGUCCCAGAAAAUAUCAGUGAAGAACAGCUAAAAACCUUUAUGGAAUGUCCCUCCAAGUCAGCCAAAAAGAAGUAUUUAAAAUUUUUGUAUCUCAAAGAACUUUACAAGAAAAAUGACAAAAGGAAGGUGGAUGAGAAGAGGGAGAGGAGGCUGGAAGCACAAGAGCGAGCUUCAGAAACUGAUGAGACCAAAAGGAAUUCAUUUGUAUGCUUGUGGGCCAACAGUAUGGAUCGAGCAUACAGUUGGCGCGUUGCUCAGUCUAUGAUCUUUGGCCAACCUCUGGUGUUUGACAUGUCUUACGAAAAAGAUAUGACCGUCCGAGAAGUUGCAAACACGGUGAGGCAGAUAGUAUUAAGUGAAGGCUCCAAUCGAAGGUCUGUGGAUCCAUUCCACAUCCACUUCUGCAACUUCAAAGACAACAGCCUCUACCAUAAGGAAUUUAUCAAGCAUUAUAGGGAGGCAUGGGGCAAGCUGCUUAUCACUGUGACAGACCAGUGCUACACAGAUGUCUUUCCAAAGGAUAAGCUUGUCUAUCUGACCGCUGAUUCUCCCAAGGUAAUGAAAACAUUCGAUCACGAUAAAAUCUAUAUCGUGGGGUCCAUGGUUGACAAGAGCAUAAAAACAGGAGUCUCUUUAGCACGGGCAAAGCGCUUGGGGCUGGAGACUGCGGCCCUUCCACUGGACAAGUACUUGCUUUGGAAUGCUGGUGCCAAAAAUCUUACACUGGAUCAAAUGAUGCAUAUUUUAUUAACCUUGAAAGAUACUGGAGACUGGAAGAAGGCUCUGGAAUUUGUUCCGAAGAGGAAAUACUGCGGCUUUGUAAGCAAGCCUGUGCAUGAACUGAAAAAAACCUUAAACCUGAUCAACACACUUAAACUUGGAAAGAGACAGGAAGAAUUACGUAAGCAAUUUGCCAAGAACUACUCAAAGAAGCUAACGCAGAAGUAGAGUGAUGGGGCAGAGAAUGAUUUGUUAUGACCGCACUGUGCCCUUGAAUGCUCCAGUGUCUUGGGACUUCUGGAACUGGAUUCAGCUGUUUAUCUCUCAAAACACUGCUGUUGGUCACGUUUGAAAGGACCACUGUUAGGGAUUUCUUUUUAAAGCUACCAUAGUAUUCCAGCUGUUCGAAUUUAUUCACAGAUUAUUGAAAUUAUG
Molecule: messenger RNA, 2634 nt
Organism: Egretta garzetta (little egret)
Lineage: Eukaryota; Metazoa; Chordata; Aves; Pelecaniformes; Ardeidae
Gene: TRMT10C
Product: tRNA methyltransferase 10C, mitochondrial RNase P subunit
Exons: 2
Coding region: 1180-2427 (415 amino acids)
Biological process (GO): mitochondrial tRNA 5'-end processing; positive regulation of mitochondrial translation
Cellular component (GO): nucleoplasm; mitochondrion; nucleus
Molecular function (GO): tRNA binding
Source: RefSeq, a predicted model, not a curated record